AUACUCAUAUGGCAUGACGUUGAGAUUCUGAUACGAGGCGAACUUGAAUGCAGCUCCCCACCUGGCAUAUGCUUUUAUAUCACUACUUGGAUCACAACACUUCCAUUUUUCCACUCAAACACUCAUGCCUUCCCUUAAUCCUCUCUUUUUACUUUUAUACUAAUCUAAACCCCCUCUGGAAGCAAGGUAGAAAUUCAUCAAACCUUUUCACCUUUAAUCCCUUUUUAUCCCUCUAUUUAACCUGGUUUCAACUCUAACCCACAAUCACCACAAUUCUACUCAAUACAUACAUACUCCACUCUAUCUUCCCCAUUCAACAAUGCAACCCAUGGCUGCUGCAGCACCGCGUAAGUCGAGUCUUGUUAAACAAGACCGUCAUCUAUUCGCAACACGCGAUGAAAAUGCCUUGACUAAGCAAGUUUUGGCCACUCAUUCUGAGGAACCCCUCGAGUUGCCUGUCAACCCUUUGCUCGGCCUCGUUGAAAAAAUUUUCCUUCGAGCUAAACUCAGUACUCACCAGGGAACAACACGAGCUCAACUGGAGGCAAUCGAAGACCGCUCUCCAGGCCCAACAGACUUGCUGGACUUGCUGAAUUUUGUAUCGUUCACUAUCAAUAGAGUUUCCAAUGAGAUACGGUACAGGUGUUCAAGAGCUGGGGAUACCCAUACCGUGACGAUGGAAGUGCUCAAUUUAUUAUCAAACUGGCCAUGGGAUGCUAAGGUGGUGCUGGCCUUGGCUGCAUUUGCCAUAAACUAUGGAGAGUUUUGGUUAUUGGCUCAGCAAUCCACAACUGACUUCCUCGCCAAAGACAUCUCGCUCCUCAAGAAACUCCCAGAAAUGUUCGAGAGGAUCGACAUUGUGAAGCAAAAAUUUGAAGAAGUUGACAAACUCAUCAACACACUCAUGGCUGUGGCCAAGUGCAUUGUUGAUUUCACCAUGCUUCCUCCCCAUUACAUUACUCCAGACACGCCUGAAAUGAAGAGCGCAACCACUCUUAUUCCCACAGCUACUUAUUGGACAAUCAGAAGCAUUGUUGCAUGUGCUGCACAGAAUGCAGGCCUCGUUGGAGUCGGCCAUGAGUAUUUAGCAUCAGCAUCUGAGUCAUGGGAGCUGUCUAGUUUGACCCAUAAGAUCGACAGCAUUCGGAAGCAUCUUGAACAGCUGCUUCUUGCUUGUCAUCAUUACAUAAAUGAGAAGAUGCAUCAAGAAGCGUAUGCGAACCUGGUUCGACUUUUCGAGAUACCCCACAUUGACAACCACAAGAUUCUGAAGGCUUUGAUUUUCUCCAAGGAUGAUAAGCCGCCCCUCAUCGAUGGUCAAAGCAAGGAAAAGGCUACCCUCGAAGUGCUGCGAAAGAAAAAUGUGUUGCUCCUCAUCUCUGACCUGGACCUGACCACAGUGGAGCUUUCAAUGCUGGAACAAAUCUACAGGGACUGUAUAAACAACAAAAGUAGAGCAGAGAGCGAUUACGAGGUGGUGUGGAUGCCAAUUGUGGAGUCCCCAUGGACAGAUGAGAAACAGAAGAAAUUCGAACGGUUAUUGGGGAUGAUGCCAUGGUACUCGGUGGCGCAUCCUUCAACCAUCGAAUCUGCCGUCGUGGAGUACAUACGACAGGUAUGGAAAUUCGUCAAAAAGCCUCUCUUGGUGGUCUUGGACCCUCGAGGCAAAGUGGUUAAUACCAACGCCUUCCAUAUGAUGUGGAUUUGGGGAAACUUGGCCCACCCUUUCACAAGCGCUCGAGAGGAUUCACUUUGGAAAGAAGAGACUUGGAGACUCGAGCUGUUGAUCGAUUCAGUGGAGCCCCAAGUGUUCCAAUGGAUAGAAACAGGGAAGUACAUAUGCAUUUUCGGAGGGGAAGAUCUGGGAUGGAUACGAAGCUUCAGCAGAAAGAUAGUGGAAGUAGCCAAGGACGCCGGGAUAGAAUUGGAGAUACUCUACGUAGGGAAGAGCAAUCCAGGAGGGAAAAUAAGGAAGAACAUGGCCGCAAUUGUAGAAGACAAAUUGAUCCACACCCUGGAAGAUCCGACCCUGAUUUGGUUCUUCUGGGUGAGGUUAGAGAGCAUGUGGUACUCGAAAACACAGAGAGGGAGCACCAUCCAAAACGAUCCCAUAAUGCAAGAGACAAUGACGAUGAUGAGCUUGGACAGCGGCGGGCAGGGGUGGGCGGUGAUGAGCAAGGGGUCAACCGACAUGCUUCGAGCCAAAGCCGAGAUCAUGAGCAAUGUGGUGGAUGGGUAUGACAAGCGCUGGAAGGUGAAUGCGAAGGAGAAAGGAUUCAUGGCUGCUAUGAGGAAAGACCUAGAGGAUACCCACACUCCCGAGCAUUGCAACCGCUUGAUUCUGCCUUCUUCGAAUGGCACCAUCCCAGAGAAGAUCGUUUGUUCUGAAUGUGGUACCGCCAUGGAAAAGUUCAUUAUGUAUCGCUGCUGCAACGAUUGAGUUUAUUCUAAGAACGGAAGCUCCCUAAUUUGAUGUUUGCAGUGUGGUUUGUUUGUUGUGAAAUCCAAGUAAUUUAAAUCCAUGUAUGCAUGGAACUGAAGAUUCUUUUCCAAUUCCGUUGUUACGUAUCAUUCAAAUCAAAUUUAUAUAAUACUUAUCUAC
Messenger RNA from Cucurbita moschata (crookneck pumpkin), 2602 nucleotides. Its product is annotated as protein SIEVE ELEMENT OCCLUSION B-like. Gene Ontology annotation, biological process: phloem development. The transcript is spliced from 7 exons. Lineage: Eukaryota; Viridiplantae; Streptophyta; Magnoliopsida; Cucurbitales; Cucurbitaceae. Bases 320 to 2440 code for a protein of 706 amino acids. The record is from RefSeq and is a predicted model, not a curated record.